Molecule: messenger RNA, 3163 nt
Organism: Pseudophryne corroboree (corroboree frog)
Lineage: Eukaryota; Metazoa; Chordata; Amphibia; Anura; Myobatrachidae
Product: ectonucleoside triphosphate diphosphohydrolase 8-like
Exons: 10
Coding region: 87-1595 (502 amino acids)
Cellular component (GO): plasma membrane
Molecular function (GO): hydrolase activity
Source: RefSeq, a predicted model, not a curated record
AUGUACCUUGACCCAGGUGGAAAGGGACGAGAAAAGGAAACCCUCCAGGCCGUGGCUGACACUAACAAAGACAGGUCGAUGCUGUCAUGUGUAGGAACCGUAAGGGUUUGGCGGUAGGAUGUCUGAUCAUCAUCUCUGUCGCGUCAGGGAUCAUUGCUCUGAUACUCAGCCUGGUGGACAUCAGGGAUAUAUAUCUGCCAUCAAAUAACAAGUACGGCUUGGUGUUUGAUGCUGGAUCAUCCCAUACUUCACUUUAUGUCUACCAGUGGCCGGCACACAAGGAGAAUGACACAGGGGUUGUCAGUCAGAUCCAUAUGUGUGAGGUUCAAGGUUUGGGGCUUUCUUCAUACGCUGAUAACCCAGCUCAGGCGGGUGAGAUACUGAAGCCCUGUAUGGAUGAGGCGCUCUCCAUAAUCCCCACCGGACAGCACAAGGAGACCACCACCUCGCUGGGAGCAACGGCCGGGAUGAGGCUUCUGAACUUGCAGAACCACACCAAAAUUCAGCUCAUAAUGGACGAAGUCUCAAAAACUCUUAGCAAGUACCCAGUGACCUUUCACGGAGCCCGAAUACUGGACGGCAAGGAGGAGGGCUCCUUAGGCUGGAUCACAGUGAACUAUCUGCUGGGCACUUUUAUACAGUAUACCUACAUACAGAGCUGGAUACAUCCCAAGCAAGCAACAACGUUUGGGGCAAUGGACCUUGGAGGAGCCUCCACCCAAAUGACCUUCCAGCCCCAAGGUGGCAUUGAAGACAAAAACACGGAGAUGUUCUACAGACUAUAUGGUUAUGACUACACCAUCUACACCAACAGCUAUCUCUGCUACGGCCAAGACCAGGCGCUGAAGCAACUGCUUGCACACCUCAUAGAGAAACAAAGUUCAGAGACUGUCAGUCAUCCCUGCUACCCGCGAGGCUACACUGCCAACGUCUCCCUGGACUCCGUCUACAACAGUCCCUGUGUGACCAAAGCCCCCAGCAACUUGGGAUCCAGUGUCACUGUGGUGGGGACCGGGGACCCUUCCGAGUGCCAGUUGUCCAUCAGUCAAAUCUUCAACUUCUCAACCUGCACCAACAGAUCCUGUUCCUUUAAUGGGGUCUACCAGCCGCCUGUGUAUGGGCAGUUCUAUGCCUUCUCCGCUUUCUACUACACCUUCAGCUUCCUAAACCUGACCUGCGGCCAGUCCCUGAGUGUGACCAACAGCUCCGUCUGGCAAUACUGCUCCAGUAACUGGACCCAGCUUGACGCCGGUUUCCCCCUGGAGAAUAAGAAGCGCCUGUUGGAAUACUGCAGCUCCGCCAUGUAUAUACUCACCAUACUUCUGGACGGGUACAAGUUUGACAGCCAGACAUGGAACAAUAUACAUUUCGCUAAGCAGGCUGGCAAUUCUGACGUUGGCUGGACUCUAGGCUACAUGCUGAACUUGACCAAUCAGAUCCCGUCCGAGGCUCCCACUCUGCUCAAGGCCCACGGUUACAGCAUCUGGGUGUCGGCCAUCUUCUUCAUCGUACUAAGCGUGGCUGCGGGUCUGGUGGCCGCUCCCUUACACUGUUACUGCCGGAACACCUGCUCAGGGCAAGCGGAAUGGACAUGAGACCAGAACCAGUACCCCCGGGACGGAUGGCGGUAGCUUGUAGGACCAUUACUGAUCUAUAGGAACGCUUAAGAGACACCAAAUAAAUAUAAUUUAUACGAUACAUGGUUUGUGCUGAGAAUGCCUCCUGUGGACGCUGAGGUAACCUGUUUCUAUAUUCUCUAUAGCUAGAUUUUUUUCCCGUCUGAGACUUUUUAUUGUUUAUCAUGAACUUCUCUAGCUUUGGUCCAUAACUUUUCUGUUUAAAGGGGCCUGAUUCAGAGCCAGAGGCAGCAGCGGCGGACGCAGUGAGCAAUGUUUUCACCUACACAUGCAUCUGAGUCGCCCCUCGUCCAGAUCUUGUUCACACAGAGUCGUACACCAAAUGUAGAUGCGUGGUAUCAUAAAUGUGAGGGGCGUUCCUGGGCAGUGAUUGGGGGGUAACAGGGGGUUGGCUAAACGAGAUACACAGAGAUGUUGCAUCUUAUGGGACUGUGGCAGGUGUUACCGGCGGUUACAUAUACACACACACCGCCAUUUACAUUGGAGGCCAUACUCUGACAGAGAAACUGCACCUGCCAUAGGGUCCAAAGACGCAACAAGUAGGGUCCAAAGACGCAUCAGAUGGUAAUGAAACGUCUAUAGACAUAGACAGUGGGCAAAUCUGACCUUGCACAUUCGGACGCCCGGCCAUUUGCAUAAAGUUGUCGAUGGACGACCAAAUGGCGGCAUCUGCAUCUGCAAUAUGUUCAAGCAAUAAGUGAAGUGUUUGUGAAGAAAGUCCUUCUCCCAAAGCUAUAGGCAUCAAACAGAUGAUCAGAUUAUCUACUCUUGCUUCCUUUAAACUUGAAACAUUGGCGCAUCUCCAAAUCAUAGAUGCUGAACGCCCCUCGUUAGGAUCCUUAAUUGCCACCGGCAGCAUGUAAAAAAUGACACAAAUAACAUAACGCAAUACAUUUCAUAAAACUGUGCAAAUUAUAUGUAAUAAACUGCAAUAGAAAAUGUGAAUGGGCAUAUCACAUAAUAGAAAAAGCGUGUCCCCUUGGAAUAUAAUACACCCUGGAAGUGUAAUCGCACAUAAUAGUCCCCACACGGGAUUCUUGCCGCAGUCCACGAUUCAGCGCUGUUUCUGGAAUGGGGAUUCCUCUCCGCAAUGAUGCAAGGGUCUAGUAACUCUGUCUGCCCCGCGCCACGUCCACGCUGUUUGUAUUGCAUAUAUUUAUGUCCAUCUGCCACGAGACACAUCAUUGGAGAGGUGGUUACGCAGCGCUGAUGAGUAUCACCGUACCACACCCAGAUUGCCACACAAAAACGCCAGUCGCCAAUGGCUGCUCUAUUAUUGGUCGGCGGAUAAUGCUGCUGUCAUACAGUAACCACGUGCACCUACCCCCCCCCCCCCCCCCGCCCCAGGCGAUAUGAUUGUUAUUCCGCUACUUUAUGUAUAAAAUGUUCACCACUCCUCUUAGAGUGUAAGCUCAUUUGGGCAAGGCCUAUUUCAUGCCAUUGUAUGUACUUUAUCUGUAUCAUGAACCCCUCAGCGUACAUUGUUGCGCAAUAUGUUGUUUUAGAAAUAAACUGUAAUAAUAUUA